UCAAAGUAACAUUGUUUUAGCUUUAUAUAAGCUAAAACAACAUCGUUGUUGCAAUUAAUCUCUAUUCAAAUUCGAUGUACCAUCUCUAUAUUAUAAAGGUUCUAUAAUUGGUUUUUCUUGUCUCUUAAACAUGUGCGGCAUAUUUUGUACUGUAUCUUUAAACAGCAAAAUAAAUUUUUGGAAAAUGUAUAAUUCACUUAAUUUAACCAUGAAGAAUCGUGGUCCAGAUGCGCAUAACGAAAUAUUAUUGAAUCAUGAUUCUGGAUUUAUAUUUUUUGCUGGUUUUGUGCUAUGGCAACAGGGAGAAAAAUUGCAAAAACAACCCGUGGCUAAAAAUGAUUUUAUAAUAUUGUUUAAUGGAGAUUUAUACAAUAUUAACAAAUCGCUGUCUAUGUCAGAUACAACAUGGUUGGCGAACAGAAUUUCCGAAUGCCAUACCCAUGAAGAUUUAGUAUCCCUAGUCAAAGUAUUGGAAGGACCUUUUUGUUUAAUUAUUUAUAAUAAGGUCAAUCAAAUGUUAUACUUUGCACGUGAUACAUUAGGAAGAAAUUCAUUAAUUAUUGAACGCCAUCAGUCUGGGUUAAACUUAUUAAGUACCUCGCGUCAUUAUAGCAAAGAACAAUUGUCUUCAAUUGAAUUGCCUCCCUUGGGCCUUUAUCAAAUACGAGUUAAUGAUUUAUCAUCAUGUGUACUAUACCCAUGGCAACCAAUUAACGAAUAUACGGGACAACUUAUUCGCAUUCUUGAUCUAACACUGAAUUGGCAAACAAAAGUGAAGAAAAUCAUAUCGCCUUCUUGGCUACUAAGUCAUGAAACGCAGUUAUGCUACGAUUUCUAUAAAUAUGAUUAUAGCGACAACUUUAAAACAUUGUAUGAUAACUUGAUAAGCCAACCUCAAAUAAAGCUGGCUCUCGACAAUCUGGAUAUACUUCUAUGUGCCUCUGUUAAUGCUCGUAUUAAAAGUAAGCCCCCAUUUUGUUGUGUUUGUCUAAAAAGUAAACCAACUGAAUGCAGACAUGCUAAAAUUUGUAUUUUAUUUUCCGGCGGAAUCGAUUGUACUAUUUUGGCGUUUUUAUCUCACAAAUUACUUCCAAUAGAAGAACCAAUAGAGCUUAUAAAUGUUGCGUUUGAACGUAUCUCCGGGCCAAGUACUUUUGAGCAAGCUUGGAGUGUUCCGGACCGGAAGACUUCUUUAAAAUCUAUUAAUGAGUUAAAGCGCAUUUGUCCAGGACGGUGCUGGACGCUCUUGGAAGUCAAUGUAACUCGGUCUGAAUUGACAAACAUCCUUUCUACACAUAUUAAACACUUGAUAUAUCCACUCCAAAAGAUAUUAGAUGAAAGUUUAGGGUGCGCAUUUUGGUUUGCAUCGCAUUCUUCUAGUUCAACGUCUAGAGUCGCCAUUAUAGGUAGUGGGGCGGAUGAGUUAUUCGGUGGAUAUACUCGCCAUCGUAAUUCUUAUACUCGUUGUCAUGGUAAUGAAGCAGUCCGCCAAAAUGCGGUCAAAACAGAACUGGAAUUCGACUGGCAACGAAUACCAGCACGAAAUUUAGCUAGAGAUGAUCGUGUCAUUGCAGACAACGGAAAAACAGCUCGUGCCCCUUUCCUAGAAGAAAACUUUGUAGCAUUUGUAAGAUCUUUGGAACCAUAUCAAAAAUGUUGCUUUGCUUUUCCUGAAGGUAUCGGGGACAAAUUACUGUUAAGAUUGUACGGAUACAGAUUGGGGCUGACAGAUGUUGCUUUUUUAAAAAAAAAGGCUAUACAAUUUGGUUCCAGGAUUGCAAACAAGAAGCAAAAUGCAUCGCAAAAUUCAGACAUUUUAAUAUUUUAAUCGUAACAUAUAUAUGCAAUCUUAUUUCAUUAUUUGUUAAUCGUAUUUGAAAUAUAUUGUUAAGCUAAACGCAUA
Drosophila ananassae is the source of this 1903-nucleotide messenger RNA. RefSeq names its product asparagine synthetase domain-containing protein CG17486. NCBI's taxonomy places the organism in Eukaryota, Metazoa, Arthropoda, Insecta, Diptera, Drosophilidae. The transcript has a single exon. Gene Ontology annotation, molecular function: asparagine synthase (glutamine-hydrolyzing) activity. The record is from RefSeq and is a predicted model, not a curated record. Bases 131 to 1828 code for a protein of 565 amino acids.